This is a messenger RNA of Lotus japonicus, 1919 nucleotides long. RefSeq lists its product as uncharacterized. Lineage: Eukaryota; Viridiplantae; Streptophyta; Magnoliopsida; Fabales; Fabaceae. The coding region runs from base 278 to 1333 and encodes 351 amino acids. The transcript has 4 exons. The record is from RefSeq and is a predicted model, not a curated record.
GAGUCACGACGAGUCAAUGCAGCUGCCGAAUCUUGAACACCCAUAAACGGUGGAUGGAUGUAACCUUAAACAAAGUAUAUCUAUCUACAUGCAGUUUACGUGGCAGCUCGAAGACGCUUUCAUUGCCACCUAUGCAUCAUGCAAUCCCUUCAAACUCACACAAGAACUAGUUCCUUUACCUUUUUUCAGGAGGCUGUGAUGAACUGUAUCAGUGCAACAUUAUGGAUCUCUUAAAUAUCUAAUGAUUAAGGAGAAAGAACACUCAUAUUAGGGACUAAUGGCAUUGAUUUCUGAGCUAUUGACUAACGUAAUACUCCUGGUGACUAGGGCUUUCUCUCUACUUAAACUGGUAUGCUUGUUUGGUAUCAGAACUACAUUAAUUCUCUUUUCUACUUGGACGGAGUUGAUUAGGACUACAAUUAGCUUCAAUGUAAACAUAAUAUUGAGAAUUAUCACAUGGACAUUCGGGCUUAUCUCCCUACCCGCAAGACUUGUGAAUAGCUUUCAAAGGGAGAGGCAGCUGGAAGGAAAACUAUGCCAAAUGCAGAUUGAGCUGGAGAAUCUACAGUGGGAUCGGAAGAAGCUUCAAGAACAUUUCCAAAUGGUUGUCAAAGAAUGCAAAAUGAUGGAGCUGCUACUGACAGAACUUGAAGAGGAGCAUGAUAUGGCCAUUGCCAAAAUUGAAAAGUUAGAGGGAAAGUUGCGGGAUCAAAUAAACGAAAACCUUCGGCUCAAAGAAAUUCAGGGAAAGGGAUACUGGAGCUCCAAAGAUCAAAGUAAAACAGACAUUAGCCAAGACAUUGAUCAACCUAUCUUGUCAUGGAAAUCCAGUUAUAGUGGUGCCCUUCAGGAUCUGCUGAUGCAUAAAGAUAGUUGGGAAGAUGAUAGCAAAACUAAAUCUGAAUUGCUUAAACUAUUGAAAACUGGACCAAAAUCUGGUUCUGUUCCCCAAGUUAAACCUGAAAUGAUCUCCAAAAAUGUAGAAUUAGCACUUGAUCACAGUCGCGACGUUGCGCUUUCACAAUCACUUUUCAGUGCCAUUUUAUCACUUGUAGUUGGAAUCACUGUGUGGGAAGCAGAGGACCCUUGCAUGCCUCUUGUUGUAGCUCUCUUCACUGUAGUAGGCAUGUCCUUGAAGAGCGUGGUUCAGUUUUUCUUCACCAUUAGAAAUAAACCUGCAUCUGAUGCUGUUGCUCUUCUGAGCUUGAAUUGGUUUAUUCUUGGCACUCUAAGCUAUCCUACACUACCAAGGGUAGCCACUAUGCUAUCUCCACUAGUGUUACGCUUUGUAGACCAAACCAUGAACCGCUUUGGUCUUCUUGCCUUGUCUUGACCUUGCUUAUUUGAAGUUGUGUGUUCUACUAUGUGCAGUAUAAUCUGAAUUACAAGCUUUUUUUUCUUCUUCUUUUGUGUGGUGUACACUUGUUAUAUACUUACAGUACAAUAUGAGGAAUGUUUGUAAUUUGGUUUUCUGUGAUGAUAUAUUUAUGUUUUGUUAAGUUUCCAGCACUCAAACAUGGAAAGGAGAUAGUAAAUCUUUUUUUUCUCUCAUUUUUCAGAGUGCAGACUGCCUUUGUUAUUUUGUAACUUUGAUCAAAGUUUCACCUCUGUUAUUAUUUUAAUUCCCAGAGUUGGGACUUAAUAUCUUGAGCUGACAUAAUUUUUUUUAUGAAAUAUAAAAUUUAUUAUAAUAAGGGGACAUCAAUAAUGGAAGGGUAGAUCAUUUGGUCACAUAAGUGCUUUUUUUUUUAAAGACACAUAAGUGCUUUAAUACCAUGUCAUAAACGACAUCUGUUUUAUACUCCGCGCGUAAAAUUGACUCAACUUUUGGGUCGAGUUGGUGGAUUGACUUCAAAUUCCUUGGAACAACGGGGUGAUAAAUCAAAUGAACUUUGAAGAUCAAGUCAAUUCGACUUCAA